Sungouiella intermedia is the source of this 912-nucleotide messenger RNA. The record is from the annotation of a GenBank genome assembly. NCBI's taxonomy places the organism in Eukaryota, Fungi, Ascomycota, Pichiomycetes, Serinales, Metschnikowiaceae.
AUGUUUCGACUGAAGUGGGAUUACGAUCCGAAAGCCUCGUUCAGCCGCAAAGACAGUAUUAAGCCAUGGCUUGUGAACCAACUCAAACCGUGGCUGAUUUGCGUGGCCAUCGAACGUUCGGACAAUAUCAAAAUAGUCUUCAGGUGUAAAUCGGGAUCACUACUGUGUCCAUUCCGGGUCAGAGCCAACUACUCCAUUCGCUCCAAGCUAUGGACGCUUCUGGUGGUUUCCGAUUUGCAUAAUCAUAAGAUUCCCAAUGGGGAAAUCGUGGCAGUUCAGCCUUCUCCACCAAAGAGACAGAAAGUGCAAGAUCCAGACAAAUCAACACUAAAUGGACUAGCACAACACACUAAUGUAUUUGUGGGCAUUCCAAAACCGCUACAGCAGGCUCUGGCGAGGGAUGUGGAUGAAAUCGUUUCGAAUAUGUGUUCGGAUGUAGCACUGCUCAUGACAAGAAAUAUCUGGCACAAUCCUAAGCUACUGAGCGAGCAGAAGGAGGCGGCAGUGUCUCGAGUAGUUGCUGAAUUAGUCGAUGAGUACUUAGAAGAGUCACGUCCUGUGACUGCUUCUUUAAUGCCGCUUUCGCCGCUUUUGAAUGAGCCAGACUUUUCUGAUACUCAACUUCCGGCGCUUUCGGCGCCUUCACGAGCUACCGGUCCACUUCCACCGUUCAAUUCGCUUCAGACACAGUUGUACCCGCUGCCGGAAGUGCUGGAUUUGGCUAAAACUAUGAACCCAGUCCAAUUAAUGAAAACACACGAUCUUAGUGAGUUCAAGGUAGAUAAUAUCGGAGCUCCAACGUCACUGAUGCUGCUGUUUCUUGCGCCGAAUGCACCUCUGCCAGGUGAUCGCGAUGUUUUAAUGGGAAACUUACACUUGGGGUAUUGGUCUACCGUUGGGUUGAAUGAAUGA